This is a messenger RNA of Elgaria multicarinata webbii, 3444 nucleotides long. RefSeq names its product zinc finger protein 585A-like. NCBI's taxonomy places the organism in Eukaryota, Metazoa, Chordata, Lepidosauria, Squamata, Anguidae. The record is from RefSeq and is a predicted model, not a curated record. Gene Ontology annotation, cellular component: nucleus. The transcript has a single exon. Gene Ontology annotation, biological process: regulation of transcription by RNA polymerase II. Bases 148 to 2901 code for a protein of 917 amino acids. Gene Ontology annotation, molecular function: RNA polymerase II cis-regulatory region sequence-specific DNA binding; DNA-binding transcription factor activity, RNA polymerase II-specific.
AAAUGAAACACCACAUCAAGUGUCGGAGGAAAGGGAUAAGUGGCCAGACGUGGAACAGAAUGUUGGGAAUUGAAAUGGGAUAAACAACCCAGAGAGAAAGAAAUGAAAUAAGAGAAGAAUAAACAUCUGCAUGCUGACCUCCAUGUAAUGAUGGUACAUCCAAAAACACCCGAAGAAAAGAAAGAGAAGAAAUGUCCUGUGUGUGGAAAAAUGUUCCCUUGUAAAUCCACCCUUGAUGACCAUCGUAAAACCCACACAGCAAAGAAACAAUAUAACUGCCCUGAGUGUGGAAAGAGUUUCAGGGACAAUGCUGAUCUUCACAACCAUCAAAGAAUGCACACAGGGGAGAAACCUUUUGAAUGUGUGGAAUGUGGAAAAGCAUUUAGGCGGAGGGAUACACUUACUGUCCAUCAGAGAAUCCACUCAGGGGAAAAACCUUUUAAAUGCUUGGAGUGUGGUCAGAGUUUCCGCCAGGGCGGUGGCCUUCGAGUACAUCAAAGAACUCACACAGGGGAGAAGCCAUUUAAGUGUGUGGAGUGUGGAAAGAGCUUCAGCCAGGCUUCUCUCCUUAGUCUCCAUCAAAGAACACACACAGGAGAAAAACCAUAUAAAUGUUUGGAAUGUGGAAAAAGCUUCAGUCAUGGCUCUGACCUUAAUACACAUCAAAGAAUUCAUACAGAUGAGAAGCCAUAUAAAUGUCUACAGUGUGGAAAGUGCUUCAGACAGAUAUCAAAUCUUAAUUCCCAUCAAAAAAGCCACAUAGUGGAGAAACCAUAUAAAUGCCUAGAUUGUGGGAAGAGCUUCAACCAGAAUGAUGAACUUGCUUCACAUCAGAGAAUUCACACAGGAAAAAAACCAUUUGAAUGUUUGCAGUGUGGAAAGAGGUUCAAUCAUGAGGGAAGCCUUACUAGUCAUCAGAGAACUCACGUAGAAGAGAACCCAUUUAAAUGCCUCGAGUGUGGAAAGAGGUUCAGGGACAGUGCUGACCUUCUCAAACAUGAAAGAACGCACACAGGGGAGAAACCAUUUAUCUGUCUGCAGUGUGGAAAAGCAUUUAGUCGGAAGGACGCACUUACGGCCCAUCAAAGAAUACACUCUGGGGAGAAACCAUUUAAAUGCUUGGAGUGUGGAAAGAGCUUUUGCCAGAAGGGUGCCCUUCAAGUACAUCAAAGAACUCACACAGGGGAAAAACCAUUUAAAUGUCUGGAGUGUGGAAAGAGUUUCAGACAGGCCUCUGCCCUUUAUUUCCAUCGAACAAGUCACACAGAGGAAAAACCGUACAAAUGCCUGGAGUGUGGAAAAAGCUUUGGGCUGGCCUCUCUCCUUGUUACCCAUGAAAGAACGCAUACAGAUGAGAAACCAUAUAAAUGCCUGCAGUGUGGAAAAAGCUUCAGAAAUACCUCAGCUCUUAAUUUCCAUCAAAGAAUCCACACAGGGGAGAAACCAUUUAAAUGCUUGGAGUGUGGAAAAGGCUUUCACAGGAAAUAUGACCUUGCUGUACAUCAGAGGAUUAACACAGGAGAGAAACCAUUUGAAUGUUUGCAGUGUGGAAAGAGUUUUAGGCAAAAGAAUGUUCUUGUUGCACAUCAGAGAACUCACACAGGAGAGAAACCAUUUGAGUGCCUGGAGUGUGGAAAGCGCUUUAGCCAGAAGAAUGCCCUUGUUUCACAUCAGAGAACUCACACAGACGAGAAACCAUUUAAAUGCCUAGAGUGUGGAAACAGUUUCAGGCGGAGUUCUGUCCUUCUCUCCCAUCAAAGAACACACACAGGGGAGAAACCAUUUAACUGUCUGCAGUGUGGAAAAGCAUUUAGUCAGAGGGGGGCACUUACUAUCCAUCAAAGAAUACACUCUGGGGAGAAGCCAUAUAAAUGUUUUGAGUGUGGAAAUGCAUUCUGCCAGAAGGGUGCCCUUCGAUACCAUCAAAGAAUUCACCUAGAGGAAAAGCCAUUUAAAUGCCUGGAGUGUGGAGAGAGCUUUAGCCGGAAGCCUGACUUUAUGUCACAUCAGAGGAAUCACACAGGAGAAAAACUACUUGAAAGUUUGCAGCAUGGUAAGAGCUCCAAUUAUGGGCAAAACUAUAGUAGGCAUCAGGGAAGUCAUACCGGAGAGAAGCCGUUUACAUGCCUUCAUGUUGGGGAAAAAUUAUUUAAAUGCCUUGAGUGUGGAAAGGGUUUCAAUCGGAAGGAUACCCUUAAUUCCCAUCAAAGAACUCACAGACGGGAGAAACCAUAUCAGUGCUUGGAUUGUGGAAAGAGCUUCAGCCUGAAACAGUCACUUACAUUACAUCAAAGCACUCACACAGAGGAGAAACCAUUUAAGUGUGUGGAGUGUGGAAAGAGCUUCAUUCUGAGAUCGACUUUUACAUUGCAUCAGAGAACUCAUACUGGGGAGGAACCAUUUAAAUGCUUGGAGUGUGGAAAGAGCUUCAGUCGAAUGGAAUCCCUGACAUCACAUCAAAAAACUCACCCAGAGUCCUCUUCCACAGUAGUCCUGGGGCAAUAUGAAGGACCUUGUGGGAGCAGUGCUUCAGGUAUGGUUCCCGACACCACAUUCAACCCUGUCCUGGGCCCAGCCGUGAUUCCAGAUUCUCCUCCCACCUCCCAGGGCUCAGCAGAGCACCGAUGGCAGUGUAUCAGGUGGGAUACUCAGAGCCAUGGUGGCAGAGCUCACCUGACUCCAAGAAUACCAUUUUGCCCAGAGUAUACCCAUGAGGUGGGGUCCAUUUAUGUGGAGGAAGAUCCAGAUGGGACAACCAAUGAGGCAGAGUUGGCUACAACUCCUGAAUUUGGGUCAGCCAGAACAUAUGCUCUCCAUAUUCCCCAGACCUCUCCGUUGUUAACAGCUCCCAUAGAGCAAUUUGAUUCCACGUACGGGACUGAGUCAGGAGAAACUACUUAAGGGUCUGGAGUAUAAAUGUACCUAGGGGCAGAGUGCACCUCAUGUUUCACACAAACAAUUUAUUUGUUAUCUAGGUAAGGGACAAUCCGUAGAAAUGCUCAUAAUAUGGUGGCGGUAGUUCUCAUAAAAUCGGCCUUAACGUACAUCCAAAAUUCACUUUGGGGAAAGCCCAAGAAUCUUUGUGGUUGUAGUAAAAUCGUUUACAUUAGAUUCAAAGUUAUAGACGUGUGGAUGUGCCCACCCCCUCUUAUUCACCACAGGGGCUGUGGUAACAAGUGAGUAACAAUCUUCCUUUAAAUUAAAUCAUUUAAAGGCAUAGAAUAUAAUGAGAGGGAUUUGGGGGCAGGAGGUAAAUGAAUGUGUCCAUACGAAUGCCUAGUAUAUGGAAAGAAAUAAUGAUUAUUCACCACACAUACUGGUAAUAAUUAUUGGUAACAAAUAAUUACCAACAAAGACCUAUGAAGAGAGACUGAAAGAACUGGGCAUGUUUAGCCUGGAGAAGAGAAGAUUGAGGGGAGACAUGAGAGCACUCGUCAAAUACUU